AUGUCACAAAAGUUGCGUCAUGGUCUGAAGAUACUGUUCGAAGUGAAGCAUCGAGACACAUCAUCAUUAUCCUUCAUCACAAAGCCAUUGCCGCCUCCCUCAGUUGCCACCACCUCAGUUGUCGCCUCCCUCAGUUGCCACCUCCCUCAGUUGUCACCUCCCUCAGUUGUCACCUCCCUCAGUUGCCACCUCCCUCAUUUGUCACCUCCCUCAGUUGUCACCUCCCUCAGUUGUCACCACCUCAGUUGCAACACCUCAGUUGUGGCCUCCCUCAGUUGCCACCUUCCUCAGUUGUCACCACCUCAGUUGCCACCUCCCUCAGUUGUCACCUCCCUCAGUUGUCGCCACCCUCAGUUGUCGCCUCCCUUAGUUGUCACCACCUCAGUUGUCGCCUCCCUCAGUUGCCACCUCCCUCCGUUGUCGCCUCCCUCAGUUGUCGCCUCCCUCAGUUGUCGCCUCCCUAAGCUGUCACCACCCUCAGUUGUCCCCACCUCAGUUGUCGCCUCCCUCAGUUGUCGCCUCCCUCAGUUGCCUCCUCCCUCAGGUGUCACCACCUCAAUUGCCGCCUCCCUCAGUUGUCACCACCUCAGUUGCCACCUCCCUCAGUUGCCACCUCCCUCAGUUGCCACCACCUCAGUUGCAACACCUCAGUUGUGGCCUCCCUCAGUUGUCACCACCUCAGUUGCAACACCUCAGUUGUGGCCUCCCUCAGUUGCCACCUUCCUCAGUUGUCACCUCCCUCAGUUGCCACCUCCCUCAGUUGUCACCUCCCUCCGUUGUUGCCACCCUCGGUUGUCGCCUCCCUCGGUUGUCACCACCUCAGUUGUCGCCUCCCUCAGUUGCCACCUCCCUCCGUUGUCGCCUCCCUCAGUUGUCGCCUCCCUCAGUUGCCACCUCCCUCAGCUGUCACCACCCUCAGUUGUCACCACCUCAGUUGUCGCCUCCCUCAGUUGUCGCCUCCCUCAGUUGCCUCCUCCCUCAGGUGUCACCACCUCAGAUGUUGCCUCCCUCAGUUGCUGCCUCCCUCAGUUGUCACCACCUCAGUUGCCACCUCCCUCAGUUGCCGCCUCCCUCAGUUGUGACCACCCUCAGUUGUCACCACCUCAGAUGUCGCCUCCCUCAGUUGUCACCACCUCAGUUGCCACCGGCCUCAGUUGCCACCGGCCUCAGUUGUCACCACCUAAGUUGCCACCGGCCUCAGUUGCCACCACCUCCGUUGCCACCGGCCUCAGUUGUCACCACCUCAGUUGCCUCCUCCCUCAGUUGUCACCUCCCUCAGUUGCCACCUCCCUCAGUUGCCACCUCCCUCAGUUGCCACCACCUCAGUUGCCACCGGCCUCAGUUGUCACCACCUCACAUCAGUUGUCACCACCUCAGUUGCCACCACCUCAGUUGCCACCGGCCUCCGUUGCCCCGGCCUCAGUUGUCACCACCUCAGUUGUCACCACCUCAGUUGCCACCACCUCAGUUGCCACCACCUCAGUUGCCACCGGCCUCAGUUGUCACCACCUCAGUUGUCGCCUCCCUCAGUUACCACUGGCCUCAGUUGUAGCCUCCCUCAGUUGCCACCAGUCUCAGUUGCCACCACUUCAGUUGUCACAAGCCUCAGUUCCCACCGGCCUGAGUUGCCACAGCCUGAGUUGCCACCACCUCAGUUGCCACCUCCCUCAGUUGCCACUGGCCUCAAUUGCCACCACCUCAGUUGCCACCAGCCUCAGUUGUCACCAGCAUCAGUUGCCACCAGCCUUAGUUGCCACCGGCCUCAGUUGCCACCUGCCUGAGCUCAAUUGCCACAAGGCUCCUCCACAAUGUUAUUUCAAUGGCGGAGUGAGUCUCUUCCCACCUGCCUCAGUUUCUAGCAGCUGCCAUCCUCAGUUGCAACCAGCCACCGCCUCAGUCCCCAUCAGCCUCGGUUGCGAUCCUGUCUCUGUUGCCACCGGCCUCAUUUGCCACCUGCCUCAGUUGCCACUGGCCACAGUAGCCACUAGCCUCAGUUGCCACCAGCAUCAGUUGUCACCACCUCAGUUGCCACUGGCCUCAGUUGCCACCAGCAUCAGUUGCCACCAGCAUCAGUUGCCACCACCUCAGUUGCCACCGGCUUCAGUUGCCACCACCUCAGUUGUCGCCUUCCUCAGUUACCACCGGCCUCAGUUGUCGCCUCCCUCAGUUGCCACCGGUCUCAGUGGCCACCUCCCUCAGGUGCCACCAGCACCAGUUGCCACCACUUCAGUUGCCACAAGCCUCAGUUCCCACCGACCUGAGUUGCCACAGCCUCAGUUGCCACAGCCUCAGUUGCCACCGGCCUCAAUUGCCAUCACCUCAGUUGCCACCUCCUUCAGUUGCCACCGGCCUCAAUUGCCACCACCUCAGUUGCCACCUCCCUCAAUUGCCACCACCUCAGUUGCCACCAGCCUCAGUUGCCACCGGCUUCAGUUGCCACCUGCCUGA
Haliotis rufescens (red abalone) is the source of this 2448-nucleotide messenger RNA. Its product is annotated as proline-rich protein 36-like. The transcript is spliced from 4 exons. Lineage: Eukaryota; Metazoa; Mollusca; Gastropoda; Lepetellida; Haliotidae. The record is from RefSeq and is a predicted model, not a curated record. Bases 1 to 2448 code for a protein of 815 amino acids.